Conger conger (European conger) is the source of this 573-nucleotide messenger RNA. It is a transcript of the gene dph3, whose product is annotated as diphthamide biosynthesis 3. The record is from RefSeq and is a predicted model, not a curated record. NCBI's taxonomy places the organism in Eukaryota, Metazoa, Chordata, Actinopteri, Anguilliformes, Congridae. The coding region runs from base 106 to 360 and encodes 84 amino acids. The transcript is spliced from 3 exons. Gene Ontology annotation, biological process: protein histidyl modification to diphthamide. Gene Ontology annotation, molecular function: metal ion binding.
UAGUUCCAGACACGACACACGUGAAAUCUGUGAGACACACAGCAGAACUCAUGGUGGGAGAACUUUGUUGUCCUCGCCAGGAUCAUUAUAACAGUCCACUUCAAAAUGUCUGUUUUUCACGACGAAGUAGAGAUAGAAGAUUUUGAAUAUGACGAUGAAACGGAAACGUACUAUUAUCCUUGCCCUUGCGGAGACAGAUUCGAAAUUAGCAAGGAGGACUUGGAGAGUGGCGAAGAAGUAGCAACAUGUCCGAGUUGUUCAUUGGUAAUUAAAGUGAUCUACGACAAGGAGGCGUUCAUGUCCGGGGAAGUAAUCGAAGCACCAGCGAGAGAAGACAAAUUGGAGGUGGCGAGGAGCUGAAUCCACGAAUUCCGAAACCAAGACUGUAAUGCAGUAAUGCUGCCUCACUGUGAUAGAUCUACAAAGUGUAACCCGAUGCUACAACACAAGUCUAACCUAGUCCGUUUUCCUGGAGGCUCAAUACGCACACCCUCAUAUAAUUGGGACCCGACAGGUGGUGUUUUUAUUCAAUCUUUUUGUAUUUUUAUUUAUUAAAUAUCAGGUUUACUCUUC